Molecule: messenger RNA, 7140 nt
Organism: Ictalurus furcatus (blue catfish)
Lineage: Eukaryota; Metazoa; Chordata; Actinopteri; Siluriformes; Ictaluridae
Gene: ank1a
Product: ankyrin 1, erythrocytic a
Exons: 45
Coding region: 16-6054 (2012 amino acids)
Biological process (GO): signal transduction
Molecular function (GO): protein binding
Source: RefSeq, a predicted model, not a curated record
CCUGGACCACCGGCCAUGGCACAAGCCGCCAAACACCUGCGUAAGAACAAGGAUUUAGAGGCUCUUGCUGAGCAAGAGAGGAAAGAAAAGGAGGAGGAGAGAGUAAAGAAGAGGAGUCGCUCACGGGACAAAAAGCGCAAGGCCCACGCUGUUCACCGCUGGCUAAUCGAUCAGGACAAUAGUGUGAACUCUGAGCCGCCGGAUGGCCAGGGAGUGUGGCACUAUGAUGAAACAACUGACGCUGCUACCAGUUUCCUACGUGCUGCCCGCUCAGGUAACCUGGAAAAGGCUCUUGACCACAUCAAGAAUGGUCUCGAUAUCAACACAGCCAAUCAGAAUGGACUCAAUGGGUUACACUUGGCCUCAAAAGAAGGCCAUGUUAAAAUGGUGCUGGAACUACUGCACAACGGCAUUGUACUGGAGACCACAACUAAGAAAGGCAACACUGCCCUCCACAUUGCUGCAUUGGCUGGACAAGAGCAAGUGGUCACCGAGCUGGUUAACUAUGGAGCUAACGUCAAUGCCCAGUCCCAGAAGGGCUUCACUCCACUCUACAUGGCAGCACAAGAGAAUCAUCUAGAGGUCGUGAAGUUCCUUUUGGACAAUGGAGCCAAUCAGAGCAUUCCAACCGAGGACGGCUUUACGCCAUUAGCUGUGGCUCUUCAGCAGGGUCAUGAGAAUGUAGUGGCCCUGCUUAUCAACCAUGGCACCAAGGGAAAGGUUCGCCUCCCUGCACUGCACAUAGCAGCGCGCAACGAUGACACCCGCACUGCCGCUGUGCUUCUGCAGAAUGACCCCAAUCCUGAUGUACUAAGCAAGACAGGCUUCACGCCACUCCAUAUUGCAGCACAUUAUGAGAAUGUGAACAUUGCCCAGCUGCUGAUAAACCGAGGCGCCAAUGUGAACUUCACUCCCAAGAAUGGGAUUACACCGCUGCACAUUGCAUCCAGGAGAGGGAACGUGGUAAUGGUCAGGCUUCUGCUGGACCGUGGUGCAACAAUUGAUGCCAAGACUAAAGAUGAGCUGACUCCGCUUCACUGUGCUGCAAGAAAUGGUCAUGUUAGGAUAAUUGAGAUCCUGCUGGACCAAGGAGCCCCCAUACAAGCCAAGACCAAAAAUGGUCUCUCGCCAAUCCACAUGGCGGCUCAGGGGGACCACAUGGACUGUGUGCGACAGCUCUUGCAGUAUAACGCCGAGAUUGAUGAUAUAACACUAGACCACCUAACACCCCUACAUGUGGCAGCACACUGUGGGCACCAUCGCAUGGCCAAAGUGCUGCUGGACAAAGGAGCCAAGCCAAACACCCGUGCACUGAACGGCUUCACACCUCUCCACAUAGCCUGUAAGAAGAAUCACAAUCGCGUAAUGGACCUACUCCUAAAACACUCGGCAUCCUUGGAAGCUGUGACAGAGUCGGGGUUAACCCCACUCCAUGUGGCCUCCUUCAUGGGUCAUCUGAACAUAGUGAAGAUCCUGCUGCAAAAAGGAGCCUCUCCAAAUGCCUCGAAUGUGAAAGUGGAAACGCCCCUGCACAUGGCAUCUCGAGCGGGUCACUGUGAUGUUGCAGAGUUUCUGCUGCAAAAUGCAGCACCAGUGGAUGCCAAAGCCAAGGAUGACCAGACCCCAUUGCACUGCGCCGCCCGCAUGGGCCACAAAGAACUAGUGAAGCUCCUGCUGGAGCACAAGGCCAACCCAAAUUCUACCACCAUGGCUGGACACACUCCGCUGCACAUCGCCGCCAGGGAGGGACAUACACAGACUGCCCGGAUCCUCCUUGACAUGAAUGCCCAGCAGACCAAGCUGACGAAAAAAGGCUUUACUCCUCUCCAUAUGGCAGCAAAAUAUGGAAAGGAGGACGUGGCAGAGUUGCUACUUGAGAGAGGUGCAAACCCAAAUACUGCAGGCAAGAAUGGACUCACGCCAUUGCAUGUAGCUGUCCAUCACAACAACCUGGACGUGGUAAACUUACUGGUUAGCAAGGGCGGAUCUCCACACAGCGCAGCGAGAAAUGGCUACACUCCUCUCCACAUUGCCUCCAAGCAGAACCAGUUGGAGGUGGCCAAUAGUCUGCUGCAGCAUGGAGCCUCCGCCAAUGCUGAAUCCUUACAGGGAAUCACGCCACUGCACUUGGCUUCCCAGGAGGGUCAAGCAGACAUGGUCUCACUGCUCAUUUCCAAGCAGGCCAAUGUCAACCUGGGCAACAAGAGUGGCCUGACCCCACUUCACCUUGUUGCCCAAGAGGGUCACGUGGGCAUUGCUGACAUCCUGGUGAAACAGGGGGCAUCGGUCUAUGCUGCCACACGGAUGGGCUACACUCCACUUCACGUGGCUUGUCAUUAUGGCAACAUUAAAAUGGUUAAGUUCCUCCUGCAGCAGCAGGCAAACGUCAACAGCAAGACAAGGGCGGGAUAUACACCCCUUCAUCAGGCUGCCCAACAGGGCCACACUGACAUUGUGACCUUGCUUCUGAAACAUGGUGCACAGCCAAAUGAAAUUACUACCAACGGCACUUCUGCACUGGCCAUUGCGAAACGUCUCGGCUAUAUUUCUGUCAUUGACGUCCUCAAACUGAUUACCGAAGAAACGGUGACCAUGUCGACCACUGAAAAACAUCGAAUGAGCUUUCCCGAGACGGUUGAUGAGAUCCUGGAUGUGUCCGAGGAUGAAGGAGUUGCACAGCUAACGCUAGGCGAGGAGCUGCUGGGAACAGAGAUUACCAGGUAUUUGAGGAUGGACGGCAUGAGGGACCAUGAUGACGAUUUCCUUUCCUCCAGGACAGUCACAGAAAACUACUCACCUGCUGUUCCAAGGAUCCCCUGUGUCUCUCCUGAAACCGUCAUGCUGAAAGAACAUGAAAUGGAGCAGCAGCACACUCCAAUCCCAAUGCCCAAAGAGUAUGAUGAUGACUCUCUGAUUCCUAGCAGUCCAGCCACAGAGACCUCAGAUAAUGUCAGUCCAGUGGCCAGCCCUAUCCACACUGGCUUCUUGGUUAGCUUCAUGGUGGAUGCAAGAGGUGGCUCAAUGAGAGGAAGCAGACACAAUGGUUUGCGUGUUAUCAUACCACCACGAACAUGUGCAGCCCCAACACGCAUCACCUGCCGCCUGGUGAAGCCCCAAAAGCUCUCCACUCCACCUCCUCUGGUGGAGGGUGAGGGUUUAGCUAGCCGAAUCAUCUCACUGGGUCCAGCUAGCAUGCAGUUUUUGGGACCGGUGAUUGUGGAGAUCCCUCAUUUUGCAGCACUUGGGCGGGGAGACAGGGAACUGGUGGUCUUAAGGAGUGAGAAUGGCUCUGUCUGGAAGGAGCACCGGAACCGUUAUGGUGAUGAAGUGUUGGAGACUAUCCUCAAUGGCAUGGACGAAGAUUUAGAAAGUCAGGAGGAGCUUGGGAAGAAGCGUAUCAGGCGCAUCAUCUCCACUGAUUUCCCUCUCUACUUUGCUGUGGUCUCCCGCAUCCAACAGGAGAGCGACUUGAUUGGCCCUGAGGGGGGGCGUCUGACCAGCAAAAUUCUUCCGUUGGUUCAGGCCAGUUUCCCUGAGUCGUCUGUCACCAAGCGGGUUCGCCUUGGACUGCAGGCCCAGCCGGUCCCUGAUGAGCUGGUGGCCAAGCUGCUGGGGAACCAGGCCACCUUCAGCCCUGUGGUGACCGUGGAGCCGAGACGCCGUAAGUUCCAUCGGCCCAUUGGCCUGCGCAUCCCGCUGCCUCCAUCCUGGAGGGACAGUCCGCGAGAUUCUGGCGAGGGUGACACUACCAGCCUCCGCCUGCUCUGCAGUGUCAUCGGUGGCACCGAUCCAGCACAGUGGGAGGAUAUCACUGGCACAACCAAGCUUAUAUAUGCUAAUGACUGUGCCAAUUUCACCACCAAUGUGUCUGCACGUUUUUGGCUAGCAGACUGUCCUCGCACUGCUGAAGCAGUUUCCUUUGCCAACCUGCUGUACCGUGAGCUGUCAGCAGUGCCAUACAUGGCUAAAUUUGUAGUGUUUGCGAAGAUGAAUGAGGUGCGAGAAGGUCGAUUGCGCUGCUACUGCAUGACUGAUGACAAGAUGGACAAGACCCUAGAGCAGCACGAGAACUUCACAGAAGUGGCCCGCAGCAGAGACAUAGAGGUAAUGGAGGGCAUGCCAUUACACUUGGAGUGCUCAGGGAACUUGAUCCCCAUGAGGAAGGCUACUCAGCAACCCCGCUGCUUCAGCUUCCAAGCCUUCAGAGACAACAGGCUUCCUGUCUCUGUGAAGGUAAGAGACAGUAGUAAGGACCCCUCUGGCUUCUUGUCCUUCCUACGCAAGUCUACCAAGUAUGAGGACAGUCAGCAAGUACUCUGCAACCUCAAUAUUACCAUGCCACCAUGCAUAAAGAUUGGAGGGGGUGAGGACCGAAGGAGGACACUCACCCCUUUGGCCCUUAGAGAGAGAUACAGUGCUCUCAAUGAACCAACUGUAGCAUCAAUGAGCACCAUGGAAAGGACAGAGUUAAAGAUGGCUUUAAUAGCCGAACAGCUGGGACUGAGCUGGGCUGAGCUGGCCCGAGAACUCCAAUUCAAUGUGGAUGAAAUUAAUAGGAUUCGCGUGGAGAACCCCAAUUCACUCCUGGAACAGAGUUCAACACUGCUCAAUUUGUGGAUUAGCCGUGAAGGCAAGAGGGCCCAAAUGGAGAGCCUGUUCAUGGCACUGAAGAACAUUGACCGAAUGGACAUUGUGAACAUGCUGGAAGGUCACCAGGGUAACCAGGAACAAGAAAGGCGCAGACACAAUGACCGAGACCACCUCUCUCUUGGCAUAUCAAAUGGUUAUGGACUGGUGGUUCAGGACGUGUUGGUCUCGCCAGCCUCCGGGCAGCACAGCCUGGCCUCACCAAUGGGGCUUGAGCCCUACUGGCAGGAAGUGUCUAGCAUGGAUGGUGCUCCCAUAGCCACCACUGAAGAAGAUACACUUAUGGAGAUGUCCGAGGUACAAGUGUGGCCAUCAGGCAAAAGCCCAUGUCUGGUGGCCGUGGAGGACUCCUCACUUGAGUGUAGCAACGCUGAGGACUCAGAGGGGCUAUCCUACGGGAGUAUGGGCAGACCAGGCAGUGCCACACCAGGUACAGGACACGGCCACAUUGGGUUGAGCGGGUCCAUCGAGCUGCUGGAGGACCAGUCCAUUGGGGCAGACUCGGAACACAGCACCACCACUCCUGGAACAGGGGUCAACAUCAAUGGACUGGACGUAGGUCAAGGGUUGGAGACGGAUGAGAAGGCAGUGGAGGUUGCGGUUGGUGCAGGCAGGAAUGUUUCAGAAGGAGACAUUGGAGGUUUGGGAGUAAGAGAUGACACAGGCUUAGUGGAAGGCUUGUCUGUCAUUGCAGGACAACAGAGGGUUUACGCUCGAAUGUGUGAGUCUCCUGGGCUUAGCCGAGUGGCUGAUCGCAACGGUGACAGGUCAAGUGCUGGUUCUUUCCUGUCCUACCUCCAAGACCAGACUGGCCCUGGAUGGCAUCCCAUCCCAGAUCCCACUCAGAGCUGGGCAGGAACCUCACAGCCAGCCAAUUUCAGACAGGCCAAGGAGUCCAUGAUGUCAUCAGUGAAGGCAGCGGUGGAUGGAGAUUUGAGCCAGUCCCAACUGUCCCAGGAAGCUUUGCUCCAACCGGUACGAGACAUGGGGCACUCAGAGAUCCUACGCGGGCAUUUUUGGGGAACCCAGCCUUUUGAGAAGGGCCUAGGCUUCCCCCACAGAGUACCUGACCUUCGAGGAUGGGAAGAUAUGCGCCUCAGAGGACAAGGUGAUGAAGCUGUGGAUCUUCCUGGAGAGCAAGUGAGUGAGGAGCAGUUUACAGAUGAGCAUGGCAACAUCGUCACCAAAAAGGUCGUGAGGAAGGUGGUUCGGAGAGGAAAAGGUGAGGGUGAGGGUCAGGAGUACAUUAUAGAUGGGCAGCAGGAAGCUGAUGAGUUGGAUGCUGACGCAGAGCAGUUCAUGGGCUACGCCGUCCUUGGCCGGGAAAGCAAGCCGGAUGUUGUGGAUGUGAAGAAGGGAGGGUCUCAGAUAGUGAAAUGUGCCACUUUGCGGAGAGUAAAGCAGUGAGCGGCGCUCGUUCGGCCGUCCAGGACUUGUCUGCCGCACCCAAACCUUCUCUCAUAGACACAUGAUGAGCAACAAGAACUGCAAGAAAGUUGGAAAAACCAGGCAACGGACAUCAGUGCCAAUAAAUGGCUUUUAGGCUUCUUUUUAAAGCAAACGUACAAUGAGAACUAGGCUAAAAGCAUGAUUUCAUAUAAAAAAAAUAAAAAAAAUAUUGAAACCUAGGAGAACAAAAAAAAAAAAAAAAAAGCAUCCAAAAAGUGCUUCCUGUAAUCCCUGUAUCAGCAUGCGAGAGUGCUGUCGCAUGGCCUGCCUUUACAUACACCACAGAAAGCAAAGGAUUAUGGGGCUCCUGGUGAUACAAGGGGCGUGAAAUGAGGGAAGCGUUUGUGGAUAUGGAACAGUAUAACCGAACCCAGAGCUCAGCUCUGAACGCUGUAUUUCAGAUAAGUUGUGGUUAAUAACAUAUAUGCAAAAGCCGACACACAUGUGUAGUCAAAUGACGCAACGGUUCCCCCUAGAACUCUCACAGAUUUUUGAGUCUUCCAAUAUAUUACGUGUUAUAGUUUAAUCUACUUUCAAUCAUGAUCUCACGACACACCAGUUUUUCUUCCAGCACUGGUUUUGUGCAUACUGCUGUAUACGCACUGAAAUAUUACACGUGUGUGUGUGUGUGUGUGUGUGUGCGUGUGUGUGUGUUAUGUCUGUAUGUGCGGUUUAUGUUACAGCCCAAAACUGGAAGAGAAAAAAAACAACAACUAAAUGUAUGCAAAGAUACUGCUGCUGAUAUACUUCUUUGCCCGUGCUUUUAUUUAGUUUGAUAUAACAGACAGGAUUAAUAAUCCUGUGUAUAAUCCUGUGUAUAAUCCGGUGUCUAAACAUCAGUGUUAUAUCUGGAUGGGUAUGUUGUUUUUUACCUGUAAUGCAGGCAUGAUUUCAUUUCUUUCUUUUUCUUUCUUUCUUUUUUCGUCCACCAUUGCUGUCUCGCCACUCAUGGAGAAACAUUAGGGCUUUUGGCCUUCAAUAGAUAUUUAUUUUUGGACACUGUAUUGCUUCUUGUAACUGUCAUCAUAAAUUGUGGUGGUUUUU